Molecule: messenger RNA, 2857 nt
Organism: Ziziphus jujuba (common jujube)
Lineage: Eukaryota; Viridiplantae; Streptophyta; Magnoliopsida; Rosales; Rhamnaceae
Exons: 8
Coding region: 521-2557 (678 amino acids)
Biological process (GO): lipid catabolic process
Source: RefSeq, a predicted model, not a curated record
CAAAAAGAAAUAAAAAAAAGAUAAAAACUGUGAAGUUGACAAAAUUUGAAAACAAAACGGUGGAAAAAUGGAAAAAUAGAAUGGAAGGGUAGGGUACAACACGUUAAUGCAAGGAAAAGAAAUUAAGUUUGAACGGCAUGGAGAGGUGAAAUGGUGAAGAAGCUGUCAGCGUGUGAGCGUGUGAGAAAUUGUGAUUGCGAUCUGGCUCUAGAAUCUUAGAUCUCCACCUCGAUUGUCGAACCACUUCAGUUCCGGUCGGUUCCCGCUGCUUUUCCUUAAAUACUCGCCACGUGUCAGCUCCAACCAUCAAUUUUUCCCCCAUACAAAACUACGAGCGACUUCGCGUUUUUGCUUCGUCUGGAAUCAACGCUCAAACCCAAAUAAAAAAAAUAAAAUAAAAUAAAAAUUCAAAGAAUAUAAAGUUCGAUUUUUGUCGUGGGAGAGGAGAUAUAUGUUAUCUUAGAGACAAAGAUAUCGAUCAAUUCAUUUUCUCGUGAAAAUCGAGCUCUUCAGUAAGCUAAUGGCAACUGCUACAAUGGCUACGGCAGCCGGUGCAGCUGCCCUAUUAUACUACACAAUGAACCGUAAGUUACAGUCUAACCGAGAUGACGACGAAAAUGGUAGCGACGAGCCCAAUCACGCUCCUUUGGGGAUUGAGCGUGUGUCGCACAGGUUAAUUCAAGCUCCGGCUACAUGGUUGGAGACGAUUUCAACCUUGUCGGAGACUCUUAGGUUCACUUACUCUGAGACAUUGGGGAAGUGGCCUAUUGGGGAUUUGGCAUUUGGCAUCAACUUUCUUCUGAAGAGACAGGGAAAUUUACAUGUUGGCAAUGUAUUUGGUGGUAAAGACAGUGAACGGCUGAAAGGACCAGAAAUAAUUGCUGAACUUAGAUACCUUUUGAACUUGUUGACGCUAUGUUGGCAUUUUUCCAAAAAACCAUUUCCAAUGUUUUUAGAGGAGACUGGUUAUUCAGAAGAGAAUGUUCUUCUUCAGGAACCCAAAGCUGGGAUCUUGAAGCCAGCUUUUACAAUUCUAGUUGAUCAUAAUACAAAACGUCUCCUCUUGUUAAUUCGUGGAACACAUAGCAUCAAGGAUACUCUGACAGCUGCAACAGGAGCUGUUGUACCAUUUCAUCACAGUGUUGUCCAUGAGGGAGGAGUCAGCAAUUUAGUUUUGGGAUAUGCGCAUUGUGGAAUGGUUGCAGCUGCACGUUGGAUUGCAAAGCUUGCAACUCCUUGUAUUAUUAAAGGGCUUGUGGAAAAUCCUGGUUACAAACUCAAGAUAGUUGGGCAUUCUUUGGGUGGAGGCACUGCAGCAAUUCUAACAUAUAUAUUGCGAGAGCAGAAAGAACUAUCAACAACCAGCUGUGUUACAUUUGCUCCAGCUGCAUGCAUGACAUGGGAAUUGGCAGAAUCAGGAACUGAGUUCAUUACCUCUGUUAUUAAUGGAGCUGACUUAGUGCCUACUUUCUCAGCUGCCUCAGUGGAUGAUUUGCGUGCUGAGGUCACUGCAUCUGCAUGGAUAAAUGAUCUGAGAAAUCAGAUUGAGCGCACGAGAAUUCUCAGUACAGUCUAUCGUUCUGCUUCAGCUUUGGGUUCUCGUCUUCCAUCCAUCGCCACUGCUAGAGCAAAAGUUGCUGGGGCAGGGGCAAUUUUGCGCCCAGUUUCCAGUGGGACUCAGGUGGUUAUGAAAAGGGCCCAGAGCAUGGCUCAGGCAGCAUGGACACGACCUGCCCUUAAUUUGUCGUCAUGGUCGUGCAUGGGUCCUCGACAUCGACCCAAUGCGACCCAUGCAAACUCAAAGGAAGAUAGUCCGCCACAAUCUUAUGUAUCCGACAGAGAGAUGACAUCUGAGCCUCUUCUAAUAUCCCCUAAGCACAGCAGCACUACAAGUGAAGCUGUUGAACUUCCUGAAUCUUCAUCUGUGCAAAUGGAAUGGACUUCAGAAAUUGAAUAUGCCUGUUCUGGUGAAAGCGUCCAAAAUGCUGAUGGAGAAGCUGAUCUUGAUGAUAGUGAAGACCUGAUGGGCCAUAAUAGACAUGAAGACCGCAUGACUGAAGUGGAGUUGUGGCAACAACUUGAGCACGAGCUUUAUGAUAGGACGGAAGGCGAAGAUGCUGAUGUGGUAAAAGAAAUAAGAGAGGAAGAAGAAGCAGCCAUUGCAGAGGUAGGGGAUGGCCAGCCAGAGAGCUCUGCUCCAGAAACGAAGGAAGCACACAGAUUCUUUCCUGCAGGGAAGAUCAUGCACAUUGUCCUACUUCACUCUGAAAAUGUAGAUCGGGUGAGUGAUGCUAGCCAAACCUCCGUUAUCAGCUCAACCUCCGAUGCAAGCCCAACAUCGAAUGCCAGCCCAACAUCAAAUGGGUCGGAAAAUGGGCAACUAGAAGAGACUCGGGUUGGUAUUUUCCUGACACCAAGAUCACUUUAUAGUAAACUGAGAUUGUCACAAACAAUGGUUAGUGAUCACUUUAUGCCCGUCUAUAGAAGACAGAUUGAAAAGCUAAUAACAGAACUUGAACAAGAGGAAGCUUGCAAGGGAGAUGAAGAAUUGCUAUAGGGAUUGGUAAAGUACCACUAGUUUGUUUAUAACCAACACACCGGGAGGAACUUUCUGACUUUUUUUUUUUUUUUUUUGGUUUGGGGGCCACACUGAUUCUGAUACCCAAGCGACUUGGAAACGGCAAUUACAUAGCUUUGGUAAGGGUUUAUUGUCCCCCAAACUCCGGAUUAAUACUUGUAAUACCUAUCUUCUGUAAAUACUCGUUUUAAAAAUUAAUUUAUUUGUUCGCAUUUGAAUGAAUGCGUUUCCAAUCGAGUUGUUGCUUCAAUUCGAAUUGGUCGCCUUUGACUUUCCCUA